Messenger RNA from Biomphalaria glabrata, 7583 nucleotides. RefSeq names its product beta-1,3-galactosyltransferase 1-like. NCBI's taxonomy places the organism in Eukaryota, Metazoa, Mollusca, Gastropoda, Planorbidae. Gene Ontology annotation, cellular component: membrane. The record is from RefSeq and is a predicted model, not a curated record. The coding region runs from base 403 to 1608 and encodes 401 amino acids. The transcript has 2 exons. Gene Ontology annotation, molecular function: hexosyltransferase activity.
AUCUGAACUGUAGACUGCAACAGGGCAAAUUGGCCGUUCAUACGUGAGAUGGGUAGAGAUUUUAGCAGACGUCUCUGGCGAGAAAAGUCUGAAAGGAUGAGAUACUGCUUGAUACUUGUAUUGUUUUGAAUCGUUAGUAAUGACCUAGUUUUUUACGUGAUCGAUAUUCAAAUCUAAAUGUAGAACUUAAUACCAAGUACACUGAAUGUUUUGGCUCGCUCCACGGGUCAAGAAACACUGACCUAAAAGUGACUGGUCUAUACAUUCGUUGAACACUUUUCUUUUAAAAUCGCCUGUACUCCUCUAAGGAUCCCUUACAUUUUAGCUGCACUAUUUCUGAGCUCGUCAUAUCAAAAAGCCAAGAGUAUCAAAUCCCAGACACGUUAAGAUGUCAAAACUGAUAUGAUCAGGCCUUGUACACUGCAACACACAAUGAUCUUUUCAUCAAGAUGUACCCGCAAGAUCCGAUGUAUACUUCUGAUAGUGGCAAUCUUCUUCUUGAUUUCUUUUGUCAUCGACCUCUUUCAAAACAAGAAAGAUGGCGGUCCUGGUCCAUUGGACACCAACAUUGCUUUACAAAAUCUUGAUAUUUCUGAAGUCAGGAAAACUGAAAUGCGUCUGUACAAAAUUGACGAGUCAUCAUUGUUUGCCCCUAAACUGAACAACAGUAAAUCUGACAAUAUUUUGAGCUUGUUGGUCGAGUCCCCCAAAAAUGGAAAGGUAGACAAAGAAAUGGCGAGUAAUCUCAUUAGCAGUAAACCAAUAAUUAAUCCCCAUUUAUAUGAAUACAGGAUUUAUCCUAGGAAAAACUGCCAAAACCAUGACAUAACGUUAGUCAUGGGAGUAACGGUUAGUCGAGACAAGUUCGAAUCCAGGCAAGCUAUCCGAGAUACUUGGGGAUCUUACGCCAAAGUUGCUAGUAACAAGGCGGUUCUAGUGUUCUUCAUUGGUUCGGAGAGCGACGCCGUUCCCAGCGAAGUCCAGAAAAGGAUAGACGAGGAGGCCCGCAUCCAUGGCGACAUAUUGCAGGAAAGCUAUGUGGAUCACUACAAAAACCUCAGCCUUAAGUCAGUGUCGCUCCUAAAGUGGGCGAGCCAGCACUGCCCUCAGAGCGACUUCCUGCUCAAGAGUGAUGACGACAUGUAUGUGAAUGUUCCCUUGCUGCUUAAGACUCUGAACACAACAGCGGCCUCGCCAGGAGGCGGGAAACUGUUCAUCAUAGGUCGGCUGCACAAGAGCGUAGAGCCCAUACGAUACACAAGAUCAAAAUACUACACCUCAGAGAACAUAUAUAACCAGACUGUAUUCCCCCUGUAUGUCUCGGGAACAUCCUACGCCAUGACUACUAGCGCGGCGGCCCUGCUGUACGAGACGACGCUCCGAGUGCCUUUGUUUUGGCUGGAAGAUGUGUACGUCACUGGCAUAUGCGGAAAGCUAGCUGGGGUCCCUAUCAUCAACACAUACAUGUUCCCUUAUAAACGCCCCGAUCCAACUGGAUGCGGAUUGCGAUGGAGUGUCUCAGGACAUAAGUAUACCCCAGAACAAAUGAGGACUAUUCACUCAGAACUAUACGAUGCUACAAUCAGAUGUGAUCAUGUGGAAAGAUGAAUACACGAAUCUACGUUGUUGUUAGUUGUUUUUUUUAAAGACAUAUUGCCAUUGUGGUAAAAUUCAGUUAUUUUGAAUGUUGCAAAAGUUAUGCAAAUUCCUGAUAUAGAAAAAGUUAAGAGCUUGAGUUAUUAAUAAUAAGUCCGGGAUUACUUGUUAUAGUAGACAUAUCUGGAUACUGUCCGAAAUGCUGAUUAUUUCAAUGCAGGAUAUGAUCAAAAUUUCAGCGCGACACUUCAAUAAAAUGUUUUAUAUAUAUAUAUAUAUAUAUAUAUAUAUGUUAUAUAUAUAUAAUAUUUUUUUUUUAUAAACUUAAAUCCACAUCUUUCAUCAAAACUGAAUACAUUUAGCAUUUCAUAGUAAAACAAUUAUUGCGUUUUAAUCUCAGAACUAAAUUAAACAUCGAUAUGAUGGUAGGUGAACCACUAACAUCGAAUAUAUCAACUCCUGUAUCUCGGUGCCUUUAUAUUGCACAUGGUAAAACUAGAAUGCACACAAGAAAAAAAUGGCGACCAGCUGUUGCUCUAUCUCUUACUGAUCUUCUUAUCUUAUAUAAUACAGACGUUACUUCAAAAAAGAAGAUGAUUACGCAUCUAGUUAUGCAUGUUAACCAAUGACUUAAAUUCUGCCAAGUCACUGGUUUUCCUGGUUGGCUCAGGCAACCCAUUCCAUUCUCUAAUAGCACUGGUGAAGAAGGGGCAUUUUUUCAAAUUUGUCCUAGCAUAUGGAACGAGGAUUGUGCUUUAUCUUUGUUCCUGAGUAUCUUAUAAGAUUUUGUUUUUCCAUUUGAAGCUUAUGGUUUAGUGUUUUAUAUAUAAUUGCUACUUUACAUUUGAGUCUUCUCUCCUGAAGGCUUUCUAAAUGUAGUGGUUGUUAUGAAUCUCACUGAGUCACUGCUCUAUUUUGUGUCUUUUCCAGUUUCAAGGUUAAAUAACAUUUUAGUUUUAUGUUCAUAUUUGAUUUAUAGAAAUUUCUUUUAAUAAACCCUAAUGCUUAGUUUGAUUUUUUAGUUGCAUCAAUAUGUGGAUUCCAUGACAGUUUUUCAUUUAUUAUAACACCUAGGUAUUUUGCGUUUUUAGUCUGUCUUACUAGUUCACCAUGAAUAAGAUAAGUGGAAUUAAUUUGUUUUAGCUUUUUUGUUACUCUUAACAACUGACAUUUUUCUAGGUGGAAAGACAUGCUCCAAUUUGAUUCCCAUUUCUGUAAUUCAUCUAAUUCUCAUUUGUAAAAUUUCUAUUUCUGUAUCUUGUGUUGUUUUUAUUGUUCUAUAUAUUAUGCAAUCGUCUGCAAAUAAUCUGACUUUUGUUCCUGAACUAAUGCUAUGUGGUAAAUUAUCUAUGUAUAUUAAAAAUAGUAGGUGUUGAUUUAGAGCCAUUUAUUAUUACAGUUUGUUCUCUCCCUAUCAGAAAAUCUUUAAUCCACUGAUGCAAUGGACCAUCAACGCACAAAAUAUUUUUUUAAGCAAACUAUGGUGGUGAACUUUGUUAAAAGCCUUGGAAAAAUCUAAAAAGAUAGCAUCUAUUAAGUAAUGCAAAAUAUGUAGGUCACAGCUGGGGCUGCGCAGUCACGGGAAAUACUGCACUCCUCACUAAUCUUCGGACUCGAAGACAAGCCUUAUUAUUAUUAUUAACUCAAUAUUAUUUAAAUCUUAUGAAAAAUCAUCAAUUAGUCCUAUUAGUUGUGUUUCACAUGAUCUAUAUUUUCUAAAGUCAUGUUGGUAUGGAGUAAGGACAUUAUGUUUGUCAAAGUGGUAUGAUGUUGCUACAUAUUAUGUGUUCUAGGAUUUUGCAUGUGAUGCUUGUUAGUGAUACUGGUCUGUAGUUUACUGGGUUAGAUUUGUAUCCUUUUUUUUAAAUAGGGGGGUGACAUUAGCUUCUUUCCAGUCCCUUGGUACUCUGCCCUGGUUAAGAGAUGCCUGAAAAAGUAUUUGGAACAGUGGUGCUAGUUCAUUGCUUAGUUCUUUGAGUAAUCUAGUUGGAAUACCAUCAGAUCCAGAGGAUUUUUUUCGGUUUAAUGUUAACUAAUAGUUUCUGGAUCCCAUUUUCUUGUACUUCUAUAUCUCCUAUGUUGUUUACUUGGUUCAAAUUAAGUAAUAUGUCUCCUGAGAAUGCUGAUGCAAAGUACUUUUUUUAGAAUGCUGGCUUUAGUUUCAUUAUCAUUAUGGUGCUACUCUUGUUGUUUCCAUUUUCUUAGACUUAAUGUAUGACAAUAGGUUUUUGUUGUUAUCCUUAGAUAUUACAUUGUUGACUCUGCAGCUUUUUGAGUUAGUUGUUUAAUUGUAAUAUACUUUUUAUAAAUUCUUUCUGUUUCUUUAAAUUUUCUUUAUUGGUUUUUCUUUCUUCUUCUUUACUGUAUUAAAUGUAAUCCCUCGUUACAUUAAUCUAUGCAUGAACGCAUUAGAACAGCACUGCACCAUUUAACUAGAAGAAAUGUGUGUCCAGUGAUGGGCCAGAGUUAGCCAAACAAUAACAGAGUUGUAGUUAAAGAAAAAGGUUAAUAAUGAAUUAGAAAAAAGUUUGGGUAAUUUUUUUCAGUUACGUAAAAGUUCAAUUUUUUUUUUUUAAAAUAGGAGUUAGAUUUGAAUCGAAUAUCCUUUGUUUUCUGAUCAUGUGAUCCACGACUUUGAUUAUUUAAAAAUGAUGCAAUCAACAACUAUUUUGUCAGUUUGCAAUUGAAAAGGGAUUUGUUAAGAUGCUGGCGGGAGAUAUGGAGCCAUUCGAACAUUUCUGGUCAACAUUUGUUAAAAACUAUUCUUUACCAAGCCUUGGCAAAGUUGCUCUGUAAUUACCUGAUUUAUACAUCAAAGAGUAAAACACACUGAUAACAUCGCUUGUAGCAGUUCAUUCGGUUUCAGUAUCUUCUAUUUGGAGUGGCCAUAAAAGGACAUUUAUUCUAUAUUGAUUCAAUCACACUCAAGAUGGUGUCUUCAGCUUUGGCAUGCAGAAGAUUUAAAGGCUGUAUGAUUCAGAGGAAAUCAAAUUGGCAAAAAGCUAGAUAUAUUUUUAAAGUAAUUAACAGAUUCUUAGUUUACAAAGGUGCAAAAAGUAAUUACAGAUAGCAAAGUAUACUAGUUUAUAUUACGAUUAACAAGUUCUAGAUGAUGCCUCAGAUAGGGUGCAGACCGUGCAGCUAUUGACAGUGAUGACUCAUUAACCUGUAGGGCUCGUAAGUAUGGUAAACAUUUGGUACUAUCAACUCAUUGUUUACUGAGGAUAACAAGACUGAUGAUUCAGAAGGAUUGAUUUUGCCGCCGAAUAAAUGAAAGGUAAAUCACCCACUUAAACUUGUUGGGAGAUGGCUGCCAGGACAAGAUAAGCCAAAACUCAAAACAAAAACAUAAGCUCUCUGGAAUACGGUGAUGAGACGAAUGAUGCAGGCAAAACAUGCAUACAUGCACACGUUGGUGCAGAGAAUAGUAUGCUACAGAGAGAAUAUUAUUCUUUGGUUGGAAAAAAUGGUUGAUUGUGAACUGGUUCUAGAAGAAGCCAAAAUGACAGAAGCUUACAUGAAUGAAACUUCUUAGCAGUAAAAUGUAAUAACACCCAUGACGCUUAUGGAAGGAGAAAGUUAUUGCUACAUUGGCGUGUCGAUACCAAGUUACCAACCAUAAUGGGGCUUCAAAGUUAACUUUAAAAUACUGAUCGUUAUUAAGUCAUUACAAAGUGGUUUGCAAGAAAGCUCUGGACAUAUCAUGAAAAGUUACGACUUUAAAAAUAAUGUCGAUACCACAUCCAAAAUAUUUCUACCAAGCGACGAGUAGGCACGGAUGAAAGGACUGAUCAUAUCAUGUGUAGGAUGAAAGGAAUGAUCAUAUCAUGUGUAGGAUGAAAGGAAUGAUCAUAUCAUGUGCAGGAUGAAAGGAAUGAUCAUAUCAUGUGCAGGAUGAAAGGAAUGAUCAUAUCAUGUGCAGGAUGAAAGGAAUGAUCAUAUCAUGUGCAGGAUGAAAGGAAUGAUCAUAUCAUGUGUUGGAUGAAAGGAAUGAUCAUAUCAUGUGUAGGAUGAAAGGAAUGAUCAUAUCAUGUGCAGGAUGAAAGGAAUGAUCAUAUCAUGUGCAGGAUGAAAGGAAUGAUCAUAUCAUGUGUAGGAUUAAAAGAUUUUCAACGAAAAUGAAAUGGAGAAUUCGGGAGCCAUUAUCAGUCAAAAAGAGCAACAGCAGCAGUUGAAUGAAUGUUUACUGCAGCAUCACAAAUUCCCACGUGUCUUUGUUGGCCUCCUUCAGUAGUAGAACGACUAUGGUUCAUCUCGCACACUUCUUCAUGUGGCCGUGGAGCCCUAUUUUGGAGUGACACUUCCGUCCACAGAUAACGCAGGUCUAGUUGACUUUCGCUUCGGUGGUAGAGGAGCUGGCCAUUUUUCGCAUUGUACGUUUUUCUUCCAGGGCCAAUGUUUUUUCGCUGUCCAUAGCUUUCUUGGUCACUGUCUCUCUCCAUCUGUUGCGGUCUAGAGCUAUGUCUUCCCAAUUGUCAGUAUUGAUGUUCACUGAUUUGAAGUCCUGUUUUAUUACAUCUAUGUAAAGGAGGUGGAGGCGACCAGUUUUUCUUGAGCCAGUGUCCGUAGAGAAUGAUUUUUGGGAAGCGAUUGUCCUCCAUCCGGCGAACAUGUCCAAGCCAGCGCAAGCGUCAUUGUCUGAGGACUGUAAAGAUGCUUUGAAAACCUGCUCGCGCAAGGAUCUCAGUAGAUGUCGUAGAUGUAGAAUAACUGACGAAACGUAAUCAUUUUCUCUCCCCCCCCCUUCUUCUAGAUACAAACGUGAUACUGAAAUUGCAGUCAAUGAUAUUUAUAACUUUUAGAUGUAUAUGAGCAAAACAUUAGAACUUUUAGAUGUAUAUGAGCAAAACAUUGGUACAAUUUUCAUUCUGUUUUAACAUCUUUGUGAAAUUUAAUUAGCAUUACAUAAAAAAAUGUAAAGGCUUGUAUGAUUAUGAUUCGAUUAUGCCUGAUGUUUUGUAAAUGUUUUGCUAAAGAAUUCAGAAAGGUUGUCAAAGUUUAAUUAAUUUUGUUUUGUUUAAUCUAACUAUAUUUUUUUCGGUGAUAAACUUUUAGUUAAACCAUGAAUUAAAAUUAAAAAAAAAACUUUUAGCAUAAUUUAAAAAAAAAUAGUUUAGUAUAGUAUAACUAAUACAAAAUUUCAAAAACAAGCUCUUACAAAAAAAAAAUCGAAUUCACCGCGCCCGGUAUUGAAAACAACCCCCUUUUCAAACUAACAACAAUGAUUGAACCCAAAGUCUCCAUCGGCAUAAUCUAAAAUGUAAAAUUUAAUUUGCUUAAAAUGUCCUGUUCUCAAUUUCUACUAAUACUUUUUUUUUUACCAUAAAGAAAUAGAGGCAUAUAUAUAUUAUCUACUCAUUACCUCGUCUACUGCCCUUUUCAUAUUUAUUUUUGUUUUUCAUAUUGUGCUACACUUUAACUUUUUUUUAUAAGAAACCGUACAUCUAAAAUUGUCUAGUAGAUUUGUGCGUCGCAUUUGCAACUCUAAGGCCAGCAAAAGCGAACAUAAGCUCCAUUCCUCUAGCCUGAAGUGGGCGGCGAGUUCCUCCUCCCUGGUCUGGCAAUCUAAACAUUCAAAAUAAAAAUAAACUUCAUAGAAUCCUAAAUGCUGCUGGUAAAAUCAUUGGCAAAAAACAAUCCUCAUUUGGACAGCUUUUUGAGGCAAACCAUCGGUAAAAAAAGCUAAAAAAAAUUCUAGAAAUAAAAAAUCACCCUUUGGGUCAGGAUGUUGUGAUUCUACCAUCACAAAAGAGAAACAAGACACAGAUAGCAAAUACAAACAGACACAAACACUCUUUUGUUCCCCUGGCCAUAAAAUCAUUAAAUAUAAACUAUCUGAUAUUAACUUUUCACAUGUAAAUUAUGAGUGAGUCUGGUGUGAAUGUACAUUUUGGUUUUCUAUAGUUAUAAUUUUUAGUUUGGUGUAAUGCACACAUUUGUAAGACAAAUUUCUUUACGGAUAAUAAAGAUUAUCAUUAUUAUUAUUA